AUGGCUGACGUGGAAUGCUUAGUUCGCGACAUCCUUAUGUGGUCAGUGCCACAUACCAAUGUUGAAAGACAUAACCCGAUUAUCUUUGCCGCACUUAAUUUGUUUGGUUCUGUUGCAGGAUUACGUUUAGAUUUCAGCAUGGCAAAGAAAAAUCUUAGGGAGGAGGAGUAUUUGGAGCUCCUUUUCGACGACCUGCAUGACCAAACCUGGCUGCGUGAGGAACAUGAGGAUCAGCUUUUGGCUGCUGAACAUGUGGAAGAAAUACCACCUGCAGAGAUACAAGAUUUGGCUGUCUCGCAUGCAGUUCGUUUUCAUUCCCUUGUUCCUGUGCCUCCUUCAGCGUCUCCUGUGCCUUCUGCAGGAUCUCCUGUGCCUCCUUCAGCGUCUCCUGUGCCUCCUUCAGCGUCUCCUGUGCCUUCUGCAGGAUCUCCUGUGCCUCCUUCAGCGUCUCCUGAGCCUUCUGCAGGAUCUCCUGUGCCUCCUUCAGCGUCUCCUGUGCCUUCUGCAGGAUCUCCUGUGCCUCCUUCAGCGUCUCCUGUGCCUCCUGCAGGAUCUCUUGUGCCUGAUAUUAGUCUCGUGGAGAUCAGGAGUAGGAAAAGGAGGAGAGGCCCUCUUUGCCCUGCAGAAGGUGUGGCAUUGAAGAGAUUGCCGGCUGACUCCUACAAGGCUAGGGACAACACGAAGUGGAACUCGUACCCAAACCCAACAAUGCCACCCAUCCUGAAGAUCGACCAGUUUGAAACUGCCGGCCCUACCAUAGCUGUCUUCGGGUGUAGGACUCCUGCUGAAGUCUUUGACAAAUUUUUGCCAAAUGCGUUGCUUGCAGAAGUGAUCGUCUUCACCAACGACAAGAUCGUCACCCUCAGGAACAAGUUCAAGCGGCAAAACGACCCCACCUUCAAGGACUUGAGCCUCAUGGAGUUCCGUGCCUUCCUUGGGAUCCUCAUCAUGACAGGGGCACGGAAGGACAAUCAUCUGACAUCGGAAGAGAUGUUCUCCAGGUCUCUAGGAUGCCCCUUCUAGAGGAGCGUCAUGAGUGAGCGCCGCUUCGCCUUUAUUCUUAGGGCCCUACGAUUUGACAGCCUUGCCACGAGGGAGCAGCGUGUGAGGACUGACAAAUUUGCUCCCAUAAGGAGUUUGUGGGACCAGGUCAUUGCAAAUAGCAUUGCAAACUACGAACCCAGUGGGGAACUUACUGUGGAUGAGCAGCUCCUCGCCUUCAGGGGACGGUGCAGUUUCAGGAUGUACAUCCCGAAUAAACCAGCAAAGUAUGGCAUCAAGUUAGUUAUGGCCUGUGAUGCAGAGACGUUCUACAUGUGCAAUGCCAUUCCCUACUUGGGCAAGGGGACUACCACUACAAUUACGCCCUUGGGAGAGUACUUUACGUUGGAGGUAACCCGACCCUUCAGGAAGGCUGGGCGUAUUGUUACGACGGACAACUGGUUUACUUCCCUGCCACUAGCCAAGGGUCUCCGUCAAUUUGGGAUGCAUUUAGUUGGCACUAUUCGUCCCAAACCUUACAUGCCUUCUGUGAUGCUGACAACGCCCCUGGAAUUAGGCGAAUGUGUGGCCUCCUAUAACUACAAGGACAAGGUGACCUUUUUGUGCCAACGUGUAAAGUCCACGAAAAGGAUCCAGAUUCUUUCCACAGUACAUCACAAUCCCACAGUUAUUGAGAACCAGAAAAGUCAAAUACACAUGUUUUAUAAUGCCACAAAGGGAGGAGUCGACACCUUCGAUCAGAUAUGUUCUGCCCUGACCUGCAGCAGGAAGACCCGGAGGUGGCCCAUAUGUAUCUUCUAUGGGAUUAUCAAUAUUGUUGUGAAUAAUUCCUUUUUUAUCCACCAAAACUUGCCUGGCAACGAGUUGUACAACAGGAGGCAAUUUUCAUUGGAAUUAGCCAUGGAACUCGGCCGUGAUGUAGCACUUGCUCGACUUGGAAACAAGAGGUACCUCCCAAGGGAAUUGACUUACCUCAUUUGUUCUGUUUUUGAGGUAAAAGAGCCCAAAGACGAGACUCCAGACACUCCAAAACGAAGUGACAAGCGCAGCAGAUGCCCUCUCUGCCCUUCUUCUUCUAAUGCCAGGACCAAGCUUUUGUGUGCUAAGUGCCAUAAGCCUGUAUGUAACUUGCAUGUCAACUACAUCUGCGACCAGUGCCAACUCGCGUAAUCUGGCAGUUUCGCUGAUAUCGGCGAUGUUUUUACAUCAAUGUAUUGAGAAAAUAUUGUAAUUGCAGCACAUAAUUCGUUUUUUGUCUAGUUUUUUACUGUAAAGUGUACAGUGCCAGUUAUAUAAGAAAAGUUUUAUUUUUAUACUUAUUUUUGUAAUCAUGUAAGUACAGGGUCAUUUUCAUAUUCAGCGUUUUUUUCUCCUUCACCAGUAGAAAUUAGAUUCUUUAAAUUA
Messenger RNA from Macrobrachium nipponense, 2406 nucleotides. RefSeq lists its product as uncharacterized. The transcript has 5 exons. Lineage: Eukaryota; Metazoa; Arthropoda; Malacostraca; Decapoda; Palaemonidae. The record is from RefSeq and is a predicted model, not a curated record. Bases 1 to 1023 code for a protein of 340 amino acids.